Messenger RNA from Aspergillus puulaauensis, 972 nucleotides. RefSeq lists its product as uncharacterized. Lineage: Eukaryota; Fungi; Ascomycota; Eurotiomycetes; Eurotiales; Aspergillaceae. Bases 1 to 972 code for a protein of 323 amino acids. The record is from RefSeq and is a predicted model, not a curated record. Gene Ontology annotation, molecular function: alpha-L-arabinofuranosidase activity. Gene Ontology annotation, biological process: L-arabinose metabolic process. The transcript has a single exon.
AUGAAGCUCGCAGGGAUUCGCGUUAGCCAAGGGCUACUACUGGCCUUGGUGCAGGGGGCUGCGACACAGUGCGCGCUUCCGUCCAGCUACAGCUGGUCCUCCACCGAUGCCCUCGCAACGCCGCAGGACGGAUGGGCUGCCCUAAAGGACUUCACUUCUGUCGUGUCCGACGGCCAGCAUAUCGUGUAUGGAUCGUACGCCGAUUCAUCUUCCAACUAUGGCUCGAUGGUCUUUAGCCCGUUUACCGACUGGCCUGAGAUGGCAUCGGCAACUCAGAAUGCCAUGAGCGAGGCAGCUGUUGCGCCUACAAUCUUCUACUUCUCGCCAACGGAUGUUUGGAUCCUCGCCUACCAAUGGGGUCCCACUGCCUUCUCUUACAAGACAUCCAGCGAUCCUACCGACGCGAAUGGGUGGUCCUCGGCGAGCCCUCUCUUCUCUGGAACCAUCUCCGACUCGGAUACAGGUCCCAUCGACCAGACCCUCAUCGGCGAUGAUGCCAACAUGUACCUUUUCUUCGCGGGCGACAAUGGCAAGAUCUACCGCGCCAGUAUGCCCAUUGGCAACUUCCCCGGCGAUUUCGGUACUGAAGCCGAGACAAUCCUGAGCGACACCGCCGACAACCUCUUUGAAGCGGUCCAGGUCUACACCGUCAGCGGCCAGAACCAGUACCUGAUGAUCGUGGAGGCCGUUGGCGCCAACGGUCGCUAUUUCCGCUCCUUCACAGCCGACAGCUUGGAUGGUGAAUGGACUCCGCAGGCAGCGAGCGAGGACCAGCCCUUCGCUGGCAAGGCCAACAGUGGCGCCACCUGGACCAACGAUAUCAGCCACGGCGAUUUGGUUCGCAGCGACCCUGACCAGACCUUUACUGUGGACCCGUGCAAUCUGCAGUUGCUGUACCAGGGCCGCGAUCCUACCGCCAGUGGUGACUACAACCUGCUGCCAUGGGUGCCCGGUGUCCUGACCCUGCAGUAG